This is a messenger RNA of Saprolegnia diclina VS20, 2023 nucleotides long. RefSeq names its product TKL protein kinase. The record is from RefSeq and is a predicted model, not a curated record. The transcript has a single exon. Bases 92 to 1954 code for a protein of 620 amino acids. Gene Ontology annotation, molecular function: protein kinase activity; ATP binding. Gene Ontology annotation, biological process: protein phosphorylation. NCBI's taxonomy places the organism in Eukaryota, Oomycota, Saprolegniomycetes, Saprolegniales, Saprolegniaceae.
CGCAAAUCGACCGACGAACACAAAUCUGGUUUUGCAGAACGUGACAGCGCAGUCCAACGGGUCGCAGAGUAGUCCCACAUCGCAAUCCGCCAUGGCCACGACAGCAGUCUGGACCGAGUCGGCCGACGUCGUCGCGCGCUGCAAGAGCCUCGUGGCGCAAGGCGUCGCCAGCACAGUAAGCGUGCCCAGCACCGCGCCGACGAGCGUGGCCACCCGCCUCACGCGCGUCGGCCUUUCCUGGAACGCCCUCUCGACCUUGCAAAAGCAAGCGCUUCUUUGGGACCACGGCCUCGUGCAAACCGACGCGACGACGUAUACGCAAGUGUACACGAGCUGCGAAAGCGACGGCGUCGGCCGGGCCAUGGCCUCGAUUGGCCUCACGAAAGCCGAGGUCGCGGCCGCCGGCGUCGCUCUCGCGACCUGCCCCGCGUCCACCGGCAACUACGCACGCCAGGAUAUUGGCUCGUUCCCGCUCAAGCUCACCAAGUGCGCAGUCCCGCUCAAGAGUGCGUUCACGAGCAAUGCGAGCGUGUGGAGCCAAGACGCGCUCGGCGCGACGCGGCCGUUUGACCUGCGCGUGUACCAGCACACGGCGACAUCCGGCGCCAUCAUGGCCAUCCACGCGACCAGCGCUGGCGGCGCCGACACGAGCACGACAACGUCGAUCGGGUCGUGUCCGUCGACGCCCGGCGGCCUCGCGAUUCCGUGCGCCAUCUACUCGACUGCGGUCGUCGCGUCGGGCAGCGGCAGUGGCACCGCACCCAAGUGGUGCGUCCCGCCAACCUCGGACGCCAUGACGUCAUGGCUCCUCGAAGUGCGCGCAGCAAUCAAGACGGCGGCGCCUGGUGCGUCAUCAUCGUCGACCGCCGCGAUUGUACUCGGUGUGCUCCUCGGCCUCGUGCUGCUCGCUGGUGGCGGCUACUGGUUCUUCUUUGUGCGCAAGCCGCGCAAGAAGAAGCGACGCACGAAUGACGCGCCGGGCUUCCUCGGCAACGCGUUCUUGCGCCAUAAGAACCAACGCCCGGAGCCGGAGGAAGAAGACUCGUACGAGCGUCAGCUCCAGGAAAUGAACGUCGGGACGGCUGCGGCGUCGCUCAAGCUCAACGCGUUCGAGCACGACCCGUUCUUGUUUUCCCGGCGCUUGCCGUACGGCGCGGUAACGUGCCACCGCAUCUUGUCGAAAGGGGCGUAUGGCGAAGUCUGGAUCGGCUCCUUCCGCGGCAAGGAAGUCGCGAUCAAGAAGAUCCUGCACGCCAAGCGCCACGACACGUUUGAGCUCGAGUGCUUUACGGAGGAGAUUCGCAUCAUGGCGGCGCUCGACCACCCGCACAUUGUGCACCUCAUUGGCUUUGCGUGGGAUACGCUCACGAACCUCUGCGCGGUCACCGAGUACCUCGCCAAAGGUGACGUGACGGGGUACCUCGUGGCCAACAUGGAUUUGAACUGGGACGCCAAGCUGCGGCUGGCGGUCGGCACAGCUCGGGCGCUCGCCUACCUCCAUGGCCGUUCGCCUGCGAUCAUUCACCGCGAUCUCAAGAGCAAGAACAUCCUCGUCUCGGACACGGGCGAAGCCAAGUUGAGCGACUUUGGCAUCUCGCGCACCCGCGUGGCCGACGAAACCAUGACUGUCGGUGUCGGGACGGUGUACUGGACCGCCCCCGAAGUGCUAUUGGGCCAAAAGUACACGGAGCAAGUCGACAUUUACUCGUUUGGCGUUGUCCUCUGCGAGCUCGACACGCACCGCGCGCCGUACGCCGACAUGCAGGAGGUUGCGCAAAUGGCGAUCGCGCAGCGCGUCGCGACGCACCAGUUUCGCCCGCCCUUCAGCGCCAAGUGCCCCAAGCUCGUGAAAGACCUCGCUGACCGCUGCAUGGCGCAAGACCCGAGCGCGCGCCCGAAUGCGCAGGAGAUCGUCGACCUCAUCGAGCUCUGGAAGGGCUGGAAACAAGCCUAGGCUCUCGCGUCUUAUGUGUUGUCGAAUUGAAUAUACUGCAAAUAAAAAUGAGAUCUUAUUGCUGUGGAA